AUGGACUCAUCUCCCCUCCCCUAUCAUGGCUCCUGCCACUGCGGUUUAGUCAAGUUCAUUGCAAUUAUCUCGAUGCCUCCAGUUGGAGUCCGGGACUCUGCAGCUCCGCCUCCGCCCUCGCCUUCGCAGCCCCGCUUCUACAAAUGCAAUUGCUCGACCUGCCACAAAUCCGGCGUCUUCCAUAUGCGCUUGCCAGAUGCCCCAAACGAGUUUUUCUUAUUCUCCCCACUAAACCUAGAAGAGCUUAGCAAUUAUCAAUGCUUUAAGCGUCUGGUAAAUUGGUAUUUUUGCCCUACAUGCGGCGUUCGAUGCUUUGGUGUCGCAGCGCGCUGGAAAAAGGACUCGAUUGAACCCGAGAGAUUCAACCUGGCGAUUUCUAGUGAGGAAGGAAAGCAAAUUACCCCCAUCAAGGACAACGAUGAGCAGCAAAGGAUAUCGGUCUUGCGAUUGGACCCGGAAGGUUAUAAGGAGAACCAGACCGGAUAUUUCUCCCUGAAUGCUCUUACCAUCGAUCAAGACCAGCCUCAUGGGAAGCGUCUUGAUCUGCGUCGGAUUGUCGAUAACAAGUGGUUGGAAUAUCUGGAUCGCAAGGAGGGAGUAGCAGACAUGCGCUAUGAUUACCCGCAGGAGGGAGGCUCCUCCUGUGGAGGCGGCCAUCGCAACACCCUCAACAAGGCUGUCACACGAGGCUUGCUGUCUUCUUUGAAUGGGAAGCCGGGGGCACAAUCUUCAUUUAGCAUUCCGAUCUGUCGUAGUAUACAAGAAAAAAACCCAUUCGCUCACUUAUGGAUUUUCCCGAGUGCCUAUAUUUGCAAAAGUCUACCUUGUGCUAUAUAG
Aspergillus niger is the source of this 837-nucleotide messenger RNA. RefSeq lists its product as uncharacterized. The transcript is spliced from 3 exons. Bases 1 to 837 code for a protein of 278 amino acids. Gene Ontology annotation, molecular function: carbon-sulfur lyase activity. The record is from RefSeq and is a predicted model, not a curated record. NCBI's taxonomy places the organism in Eukaryota, Fungi, Ascomycota, Eurotiomycetes, Eurotiales, Aspergillaceae.